This is a messenger RNA of Oryza brachyantha (malo sina), 2958 nucleotides long. Its product is annotated as exocyst complex component EXO84B-like. Bases 253 to 2619 code for a protein of 788 amino acids. NCBI's taxonomy places the organism in Eukaryota, Viridiplantae, Streptophyta, Magnoliopsida, Poales, Poaceae. Gene Ontology annotation, cellular component: exocyst. The record is from RefSeq and is a predicted model, not a curated record. Gene Ontology annotation, biological process: exocytosis; intracellular protein localization; Golgi to plasma membrane transport. The transcript has 7 exons.
AAAACAAAAACCAAAACCAAUUAAAUUAACCUCAAAAUCAAUCCAAACCAAACCAUUCCAACUCCCGAGCCGCUCCAACCCAAAUCAAUCAUUCUCGCGAUUCAUUCCGCGGCCUCGUCGGAUUGACGACGCAACCACCACCACCACCACCACCUCCCCCACCGCCACCAGCUCCGCCGCCGGCGACGAGGAGGAGGAGGAGGCGGAGUCCCUCCCAUUGUCGUCGUGGUUCGAGGGGCGCCUGGAUCUCGGAUGGCGUCGGCCAAGUCGUCGCAGCGGUCGAGGCACGCGGGCCACUCCGGGGUGUUCCCGGUGAGCGGCGCGGUGGGCGGCGGGGGAGGGGUGGGCGGGGGCGGGGGUGGCGGCGGCGGAGGCGGAGGGGAUGGCGGGGUGCAGCUCGCCGACAAGCUCAAGAUCUUCAAGACCGACAACUUCGAUCCCGACGCGUACGUGCAGUCCAAGUGCCAGACGAUGAACGAGAAGGAAAUAAGGCAUUUAUGUUCUUACCUGCAAGAUCUAAAGAAGGCUUCGGCUGAAGAGAUGCGCAGAAGUGUAUAUGCAAAUUAUGCUGCAUUUAUCAGAACAUCAAAGGAGAUAUCAGACCUUGAAGGGGAACUGUUAUCCAUUAGAAAUCUACUUAACACACAAGCAGCUUUAAUCCAUGGUCUAUCUGAAGGGGUUCAAAUAGAUUCCUUGACUUCAAACACUGAAGGUUCUGCGGAAGAUGAUAUAUCCAACGUUGAAGACCAGGAACCUUUAGAAAUUCAAAAAUGGUCUGCGGAUUUCCCUGACAUGCUUGAUGUUUUGCUAGCUGAGAGAAGAGUGGACGAAGCACUUGAUGCACUAGAUGAAGCGGAACGAGUUGCUUCUGACGCCAAACUAAAACAGACUCUAACUACAACUGAAAUUGCAGCUUUGAGAAGUGCAAUAUCUGAUAAUCGUCAAAAGCUGGCAGAUCAGCUCGCUGAAGCUGCUUGUCAGUCUUCUACUCGUGGCAUUGAACUUCGUGCUGCAGCUUCUGCUCUCAAAAGGCUUGGUGAUGGCCCUCGAGCUCACAGUCUGCUACUCAGUGCACAUAAUCAAAGGCUUCAAUGCAAUAUGCAAACUAUACAUCCAUCUAGCACUUCGUAUGGUGGGGCAUACACUGCAGCGCUUGCUCAGCAAGUCUUUUCGGUGAUAGCUCAGGCACUCAGUGACUCUGUAGAAGUUUUUGGUGAUGAGUCAUGUUAUGCGUCUGAACUGGUUACAUGGGCUACUAAGCAGGUUAUGUCAUUUGCGCUCUUGGUAAAGAGGCAUGUGUUAUCCUCUUGCGCAGCUGCUGGAGGCUUGAGAUCAGCUGCUGAAUGUGUUCAGAUAUCUCUAGGUCAUUGCUCCUUGCUGGAGGCUCGUGGUCUGUCUAUUUCAGCUGUUCUCCUGAGGCAAUUCAGGUCCAGUCUAGAGCAAGCAUUAGACUCAAACAUCAGAAGAAUUGAAGAGAGUACUGCUGCACUAGCUGCAGCUGAUGACUGGAUUCUCACAUAUCCCCCAACUGGCAUCCGUCCGUUAGCUAAAUCAUCUGCUGCUAAUUUGGCUCUUCAGCCAAAGCUCUCUAGUAGUGCCCAUCGUUUUAAUUCGCUGGUUCAGGAGUUCUUUGAGGAUGUUGCUCCACUGCUUAGCUUGCAAUUAGGUGGUUCUACAAUGGAUGACAUUACGAAAAUUUUUAAUUCAUAUGUCAAUUUGCUCAUAAGUGCUUUACCUGGGUCAAUGGAUGAUGAAGCUAACAUAGAUGGUUUAGGAAAUAAGAUUGUUAGGAUGGCAGAGACUGAAGAACAGCAGCUGGCUUUGUUAGCUAAUGCGUCUUUGCUAGCUGAGGAGUUGCUACCUAGAGCAGCUAUGAAGCUUUCAUCGAUAAACCAAUAUAUGGAUGAUCUGCGUAAAAGAGGCUCAGAUAAACAAAACCGUGUUCCUGAGCAACGUGAGUGGAAAAGGAAACUACAACGCAUGGUGGACAGAUUAAGGGAUAGUUUCUGCAGGCAGCAUGCUCUUGAACUUAUAUUUACAGAUGAAGGUGAAACUCAUCUCUGUGCAGACAUGUACAUUAAUAUGGACAAUACCGUUGAAGAGCCAGAGUGGGCCCCAUCUCCAAUUUUUCAGGAGCUGUAUGCAAAGCUAAAUAGGAUGGCCAGUAUUGCUGCAGAUAUGUUUGUCGGCAGAGAAAGAUUUGCUACUCUACUAAUGAUGCGACUCACUGAGACUGUCAUACUAUGGCUCUCAGAGGAUCAAGCCUUCUGGGAAGAGAUUGAACAGGGACCGAAGCCUUUGGGUCCCCUUGGUCUUCAGCAAUUCUACCUGGAUAUGCAAUUUGUAAUCAUCUUUGGACAAGGCCGAUUCCUGUCUAGGCAUGUCCAUCAAGUUAUAUUGGACAUUAUUGAUAGAGCAAUGGCUGCAUUUUCAGCUACUGGAAUGAACCCUGACAGUGUCCUCCCUGGUGACGAUUGGUUCAUGGAUGUUUCUCAGGAGAUUGUCAGCAUGAUUAGUGGAAAGGGUAGAGUUGCCAAUGGAGACAGGGAGAUAAACAGCCCGACUGCCUCAGUUUCAGCACAUUCCAUGUCAUCUUUCAGAUCCCAUGGCAGCUCCUAGUUUGUAAGCUAAACUUUUUGUAGGCAGAUCAUUGUAUAAUAAGCAAUAGUGCAUUCUUUCUCUUUUUGCCUUCUUCCACAUUUCUCUAUUUUUUCCUCGUCAAUUUCUUUUUUUUUUUUUUUGCAUUUAUUCAUUUCCUUCUGUUGUGCUAGUACAGGUGGAUAACUGUUUGACGUAGGAAAAUAUUCUUGAAUCAUUUGCUUCCCUGAGCUAAGGCCUGUAAUGCAAGUGUUGCAUGCUUGCAUGGCCAGUAUAUGUCGCGAGUUUUGUAUCAUUCUUUCAGAAAUUUAUUAUUGUCAUCCGGCACAUGGCGUUCAUGAAUUCAGAAUUUGUUGAUUU